This is a messenger RNA of Laetiporus sulphureus 93-53, 1637 nucleotides long. RefSeq lists its product as uncharacterized. The transcript is spliced from 4 exons. The record is from RefSeq and is a predicted model, not a curated record. The coding region runs from base 74 to 1336 and encodes 420 amino acids. NCBI's taxonomy places the organism in Eukaryota, Fungi, Basidiomycota, Agaricomycetes, Polyporales, Laetiporaceae.
AUGACCAUCAGCGGUACGGACUCGGCUCGAUCACGCAGCGAUAGUCAUCGCGAACUCCGUUCCUCUAUCUCAGAUGCUUGCGAAUCGUACGAAAGACCAGUCGGCCAGCCCAGACCAGUCUGGGGCUCGCACAAGCAAGAAUGCGGGGGUCUCAGAAAAAUAUGAAGACAGACAUGAACGCAACGUUCGUGCCAAAGGAGAAUCAUUCUCAGUAGUCGAGGAUCGUUCGAGGAACGAAAGGACGAAACAAUUUCAAGCAAAGCAGGCCACUAAAAGUCUCGUGCAGCAGGCUUCCGGGAAUAAGCGCGCUGCCGACGAGCUGUCGAGGACUGGAGAGCAUUCCAACGUAUGGAGGAAAAAGGCGGAGCAUUUUGAGCGGGUCGCAAUGGAAGCGCAGAAAGAGCUGCAACAAGCCCACCAAAAAAUUGAGACCCUCGUCAAGCAGCACAAAGAGAUGGAGAUGCUUGCAGAAACGCGACGUCUCGAGCUGCAUGCAGCACAGACAUACUUGAAUGAAGCCGACAUGGCCUCGGAAAGUGAUGUUGUCAAUGCUAUCAACGGUCUCAACGCAGAGAUAUUUCAGGCUGUGAAGAGGAUUGCGGACUCCUUCCGAGCUACAAACCCCCAAGUUCGCGAUCCGGAGGCUGAGAAAGAGGCUGAGAGAGCGAUCGGUCCAUCGAUGGUGCAAGUUCUUCGCUCUACGUUUAAUCACCAAGAUGAUACUAUCCUUUUUGAGGCUGCUCUUCAAGCAGCCAUGGUCUGCUUUGUCGGGAGAGUGAUAUCUGUGUGGAAUCUAGCGCAAUGGGAAGAUUCUACAUUGUUCGAUACCCACGUCAAGGUGUUCCAUUCUGAGAGCCAUGGAGUAGCAGGGCGCUGGCGAGCGCUCACACGGAAACACUCACCACGGCAGGCAACAGACGGUCGAUAUUGGGAAGAUGUUUUCGUAGAAGGCCUUUCGCACUUCUUAUCGUCCAUCAUCGUCGUCGCAGGCGGCAACCUUGAUGUCUCUCGGCCGAAUCCCGAGAACCUCAAGGUAAUCGUGUGUGCGGCCCUCCAGCUCCGCAAGAUGAUAGGCGAAGACAUUGUGGGGAGCGAGUACAUCGUGAGGUUUGGCGUACCAGGCGAGGCAUUUACGCCAGAGUCCAUGGACGACUGGUGCGCUGCUGACGGCAAAGCGCCGGAAGGGAAGCAUUCUGUCCUGUGCCCUUCAGCGCUUGGUCUGCAACGCUUCGAAAAAAAGUCAAGAAAUUGCGGAGGAUAUUGUCCGAGGAGUUUUCGUGCUAAAACAAAAGGUCGUCUUGGAGGGUUUCGCAACUGGGCUAGAUUUGGUGGGUAAUCCUGUUGGAUGAGCUGGCAGCCGCCGAAUACAUCAAUUCACAUACCAUCACCCAACUCGCGGCCAUCGCAUACAUUCCAACAUCAAUCAUAAAUCCAACACUGCAAGAGGCUCUUAUGCAUGUACCUUGACGAGUUUGAACACUUGCAACCAUGGCAGAGGUAUAUUGAAGACGCUUCGCCGUCGGAAUCAAUAAGGAACGCACGUUUAAGUUCAAAAAGCUAGAGUGCGGCCUGCCUGUGGAGUCUGACAAAUAAACUCCCUGUCCUUUCAUGACUACAGUCUAACGAGGUUCGAGCGG